Manis pentadactyla (Chinese pangolin) is the source of this 2754-nucleotide messenger RNA. RefSeq names its product forkhead box N4 (gene FOXN4). Gene Ontology annotation, cellular component: nucleus. The transcript has 10 exons. NCBI's taxonomy places the organism in Eukaryota, Metazoa, Chordata, Mammalia, Pholidota, Manidae. The coding region runs from base 287 to 1843 and encodes 518 amino acids. Gene Ontology annotation, molecular function: cis-regulatory region sequence-specific DNA binding; DNA-binding transcription factor activity. Gene Ontology annotation, biological process: regulation of DNA-templated transcription. The record is from RefSeq and is a predicted model, not a curated record.
CCACCCGGAGCCCCGGGGCGUGCAAGGCUCGCGGCUGCUGGGAAACGCCCGCUGCAAACCCCUUGACCCUGCCCUGUAACUGACCCUUGGGGAAAAGCCCCCCGCACCGCUACUGCGCAUGCUCUGAGUUGGACAGCUCCAGAGAGGGAAAUUUAAAAACGGUUCGAGCCGCGACGGCGACCAAAGUGCGGGACGCGAGGGGCGAGCGGGAGAGAAACCCCCCUCCGAUCCCCCCUCCCGCCCAGGAGCGCCUGCAGCGGCGGCCGGCGUGGAUCGGCUCCAGGAGAUGAUAGAAAGUGACAUCUCAUCCAUGAUGUCAGGAAUUAUUCGAAACUCGGGGCAAAAUCACCACCCCUCUCCACAGGAAUACAGACUCCUGGCCACUACCAGUGAUGAUGACUUUCCUGGGGACCUGCAGUCGCUGUCGUGGCUCACGGCCGUGGAUGUGCCGCGGCUACAGCACAUGGCCAGUGGCCGUGCGGGCCUGGGCGGCCCCAGUGCACCACACCCACACCCAGGUGCCUUAGCCAGGACAGCUGACCUGCAUAUGGGAGCCACCCCAGGUCCACUGCUCCAUGGCCUGGCUGGCACGGCCCCCCCAGGCGUGCUGGGCCUGGGCCCCAUGGGCAGCCACGGAGCCAGUCAGAUGAACCAGCUCCCUGUGGGGGCCCAGCCCUCAUCCGGCCUGCAGGAGCCACCACAGCUCUACUCCCCCACCUCCCAACCACAGUUCCCACUCCCCGCAGGCACCCAGCAGUGCCCUUCUGUGGGCCUCUAUGGCUCCCCAUUUGGGGCACGGCCUCUCUACCCCCAGCCCCGCGUGGCCAUGCAUUCAUCUCAGGAACUGCACCCGAAACACUACCCCAAGCCCAUCUACUCAUACAGCUGUCUGAUCGCCAUGGCCCUGAAGAACAGCAAGACAGGCAGCCUGCCGGUGAGCGAGAUCUACAGCUUCAUGAAGGAGCACUUCCCCUACUUUAAGACGGCACCUGACGGCUGGAAGAACUCAGUACGGCACAACCUUUCCCUGAACAAGUGCUUCGAGAAGGUGGAGAACAAGAUGAGUGGCUCCUCGCGCAAGGGCUGCCUAUGGGCGCUGAACCUGGCCCGCAUCGACAAGAUGGAGGAGGAGAUGCACAAGUGGAAGAGGAAGGACCUGGCCGCCAUCCGCAGGAGCAUGGCCAACCCCGAGGAACUGGACAAGCUGAUCUCAGACCGACCGGAGAGCUGCCGACGCCCUGGCAAACCGGGGGAGCCCGAGGUCCCCGUGCUGACCCAUGCAACCACCGUGGCCAUGGUGCAUGGCUGCCUACCUGUCUCCCAGCUCCCACCCCAGCCACUGAUGACCCUGUCUCUGCAGUCGGUCCCCUUGCACCACCAGGUCCAGCCCCAGGCACAUCUCGCCCCGGACUCUCCUGCGCUGGCCCAGACCCCACCCCUGCACACCCUGCCGGAGCUGAGCCCCAGCCCCCUGCCCCAGCCCGCCAUGGGAAGGGCGCCUGCGGACUUCAUCAACAUCAGCACCGACAUGAACACCGAGGUGGACGCCCUGGACCCCAGCAUCAUAGACUUUGCCCUGCAGGGAAACCUCUGGGAGGAGAUGAAGGAGGAGGGCUUCAGUCUGGAUGCGCUGGGGGCCUUCGGAGACUCCCCACUUGGCUGUGACCUCGGGGCCUCGGGCCUGACCCCCGUUCCUGGCAGCAGUGACCAGUCCUUCCCAGACUUGCAGGUGACAGGGCUCUACACCGCGUACUCAACCCCAGACAGCGUACCCGCGUCAGUUGCCACCUCCUCCUCUCAGUACCUGGGUGCCCAGGGCAACAAGCCCAUAGCCCUGCUUUGAGCCGAGAGCCUCGCCUGCCCUGGAACCGGGGCCCAGGCAGAGCGCCCACCCAGCCAGGUGUUCCCGGAAGCAAGGCCCCUCCUGUCCCCACAGGCCUCUGAAACUUUGGUGGGGCUGCUGGCUUACAGGCAAGCAGUUCCUGUCGGCGCCCCCGGCCCUCACACCUCCGCUGCGAGCCUUGAGGCCUCCCCAGUCGGGGGGACAGAGGGUGGACAGGCAUCCUGGACUCCCAAGCUCCCUGACCCUCCUCCCAGACCUGAGACACGCCAUCUCCAGCCUGGUUCCCAGCUGUGCUCCCAGCGACCUGCUGCCUGCUUCGGGACUCACUGGUGUGCCGGGGAAACACCCCAGCUGGAGGGCCCUUUAAUUUAUUCUUCUGGGAUGAAACCUCCUCCUUAGCCUCCAGCGGACAGGCUCUGAGGCUGGGAGCACCUGGCAGACCUUUUGACCAACAGGCUGAACUCUGAAAUGGGUGCCCCCUGCGGCCUCCAGGCCCACUUCUCCAGUAGCCUGUCAGACCCUCACAGAGCAGAUCCCCUGGCCCUGCCAGGCACUGUGACCUUGUGUACAUUUAUUUAUAUUUAUUGGAGCCCAUCCACACAAGCUGUUCAAACCCCGCCCGUGGGCCCUGGACUGAGACUCCCAGGCCCGCCCCCACACCUUGCAAUCCUAACACCUAAAUCAUCAAUGACUUGCAUCCUCUGCUGGCUCUCCCACCCUCUGCAGACUUGGGCUGCUUUUUAGAACAAGCACUUCCGAUACUAUCAAACACAUUGUUAAAAAUCUGAGACCAGUUAUUUUCUAACUGUUCAAUCAUGAUUCAGAUCUCUUCCCAUGUACGCCUAAGAGGCAAGGCGAGGAGCCAUAGUUUGAAGUUCUGGAGCUUUCUAAGGCAAAGCAGGAUGGGAAUG